Paramecium tetraurelia is the source of this 1587-nucleotide messenger RNA. RefSeq lists its product as uncharacterized. The transcript has a single exon. The record is from RefSeq and is a predicted model, not a curated record. Lineage: Eukaryota; Ciliophora; Oligohymenophorea; Peniculida; Parameciidae.
AUGUAAGUUAGUUUAUAAGAACUUCGCUCUAAAUUCGGAAUUCUAUAUUCUGAAUUAGUGAAAAUUGAUGAAGAUGAAGAUUAGCCUUCAUAUAAUUUAACAUUAUUGUAAAAUUAGAUAAAAUUUGAAGGUUAAGCCGCUUUUUCGAUUUUAUUGAGAGAAACUAUAAUUAGUUUAUUAUCAUACUCAAAAGAAACAAUCUAAUUUUAAAAAUCGUUGUUAUUUCUCAGAGUAAACAUUAUAUAAGCUUAUGAUAAUACUAUUUUUUUAAUUGAUGAAUUUACAUAGAUUUUAAAUGAUUAUUCUUCAAAUAUAUUGUUUUUUUGGGAAACCAUUUUAAUUGCAUAAAUAAUUUUGUUUAGUGCCCCUUUUAUAAUAAAUCUUAGAAAUUGGUAUAGCUUCGAAAAGAGACAUAAAUAUUUAAUAUAAAUAAUUUCAAGAAUUAAUGAAGAUUAAGCAUCUAAAUUAGUGGAGAUAAAACAAUAAUAAAUAUAAAAUUCUGAAACUGAAAAGUAAUAAACUAAUAUGAAUCAAUCCUAUUACACUUGUAAAUCUCCUUUGAGAUUGAUGCAAUCAACCAUUAAUUAAUCUUACCAAAACCUUCGAUCCAGAGAUUCAUAGUUUUUAUAUGAGAAAAUAUAAAAUAAGUCGCUCGACAUUAUAAUAAAGUUAGGAAUUGCUUUAUUUUUAUAUAUAACAUUAGUUGCAUUUGUAACUUUUGGUUAUUUCUAAAUUUAACUUAGCGAAUCUUAACAUAGGCCAAUAGAAAAUUUGAUAAAAACAUAUGUGAAAUUUGAGGUAUAACUUGGGUAUUUGUUAUCCUUUGCUACCAUUUUAAAAGGGCAACAUUUAUUUUAAGAACAAUUUAGUAAAAUUAACGAUCCUGAGAUUGGAGACAUUAAAAAUUACUUCUAGGAAGAUAAAGUUCCAAUAUAUUUUUAAAAUAUCUCUCAAGUCUAUUAAAAAAAAUUAGAAUCGAUAUUUUCAUCUAUCAUAUUAAGUGAUUAUAUAGAUGAUAAUGAUAAAUCAGAACUUUACGAUCUUUACAAAGGCGAUUUUUGUUAUUAUUUAAAUGACAUUUUACCUUUUUGCAAUAUUACUAUUCCAUUGAAUCAAUUUGAAAAUAUUUAUGGCUAAUUUUACCCUUAUGAAAACAAUUCAGAAGUUCUGAGGAAAGGUAUCACUGGAUUUAUUAGUAAUUUGGAUUCAUUAUUUAAGAAUGAUUUUGAAAUAGAAAUUUCAUAAGGGAUCUAUUAAAAGAAUAACUCAAAUGAUAUUUAUUAUUAUAAGGAGUAUAACAACCUUGUAGUUUAAUAUUUCUUUAACAUUUCAUAAGGAUUUCAACUAUUUUAUGAUAAGAUUGAUAUUGUAUCAUAGGAUCUCAUAAAACAAAAGAAAAACAACCUAUUAGUUUACUUUUACACAUUUGGCUUGACAUUUUUGUUUAUCUAUUUCGUUACCACAACAAUACAUAUCAUUUGUGCCCAAAGGAGAUACAAAAAUUGUAUCUUAGGACUUGUAACUUUAACUGAAGAUUUAUUGAAUGACAAGACUAACCUUAAUCUAUUGAAGAGAUUGAGCAAAUGA